Molecule: messenger RNA, 1843 nt
Organism: Solanum pennellii
Lineage: Eukaryota; Viridiplantae; Streptophyta; Magnoliopsida; Solanales; Solanaceae
Product: UDP-glucose 6-dehydrogenase 5-like
Exons: 2
Coding region: 169-1611 (480 amino acids)
Biological process (GO): glycosaminoglycan biosynthetic process
Cellular component (GO): nucleus; cytosol
Molecular function (GO): NAD binding; UDP-glucose 6-dehydrogenase activity
Source: RefSeq, a predicted model, not a curated record
UCUGACUUUUGGCACUUUACUUAGUUUAUAGCUUAGAUCAAGCCUAAUUUUUUUUCAUUAUGUAUAUAUAUGGAAGUAUUUGCACCAUUACACAAGCUCUUUUGGCACCACUACUUCGUCUUUCUUUUUCUUCAGCAAUUGACAUCUUUGAGGUAAUUUUUGUAAAGAAUGGUGAAGAUUUGUUGCAUUGGAGCUGGAUAUGUUGGUGGACCAACUAUGGCUGUCAUAGCCUUCAAGUGUCCUGCAAUUGAAGUGGCUGUUGUUGAUAUAUCUGUUGCUCGUAUCGCUGCCUGGAACAGUGAUCAGCUGCCAAUUUAUGAGCCAGGACUUGAAGAUAUAGUGACACAAUGCCGAGGAAAGAAUCUUUUCUUCAGCACUGAAGUUGAGAAAAAUGUCUCUGAAGCAGACAUCAUCUUUGUUUCUGUUAACACCCCAACGAAAACUCGAGGACUUGGAGCUGGGAAAGCAGCAGAUCUUACAUAUUGGGAGAGUGCUGCAAGGAUGAUAGCUGAUGUAUCGAAGAAUGAUAAGAUUGUCGUUGAGAAGUCUACUGUUCCAGUGAAAACAGCUGAAGCAAUUGAGAAAAUACUCACGCAUAACAGCAAUGGAAUCAAGUAUCAAAUUCUUUCGAAUCCUGAAUUUCUUGCUGAGGGGACUGCUAUUCAGGACCUUUUUAAUCCAGAUCGUGUUCUAAUUGGAGGACGUGAAACCCCUGGGGGACAAAAGGCAAUCCAGGCCCUGAAGGAAGUUUAUGCUCAUUGGGUGCCUGAAGACAGAAUAAUCUGCACCAAUCUUUGGUCAGCUGAGCUCUCGAAGCUCGCUGCCAAUGCCUUCCUGGCUCAGAGGAUUUCAUCAGUUAAUGCAAUGUCAGCUCUUUGUGAAGCAACUGGAGCUGAUGUUACACAAGUGUCCCAUGCCGUUGGUAAGGACACGAGAGUCGGAUCAAAAUUCCUCAAUGCCAGUGUUGGUUUUGGUGGUUCUUGUUUCCAGAAGGAUAUUCUCAGCUUGGUUUACAUCUGUGAAUGCAAUGGUCUCAAAGAAGUUGCUAACUACUGGAAACAAGUGAUUCAGGUGAAUGACUACCAAAAGAAUCGGUUUGUUAACCGAGUUGUCUCCUCUAUGUUCAACACAGUUUCAGGCAAGAAGAUUGCUAUCCUUGGAUUUGCUUUCAAGAAAGAUACAGGUGACACUAGAGAGACACCAGCAAUUGAUGUGUGCAAAGGCCUAUUGGGAGACAAUGCUAACUUGAGCAUAUAUGAUCCACAGGUCACUGAGGAUCAAAUCCGAAAGGAUCUGUCAAUGAAAAAGUUUGAUUGGGAUAAUCCAAUUCACCUCCAGCCAAUGAGCCCCACUGUGAUGAAGCAACUCAAUGUAGUAUGGGAUGCUUAUGCAGCCACAAAAGGCGCCCACGGCCUCUGUCUUUUGACCGAGUGGGAUGAGUUCAAGACUCUUGAUUUCAAGAAGAUUUAUGAUAACAUGCAAAAGCCUGCAUUUGUGUUUGAUGGAAGGAACAUUGUUGAUGAACAGAAGCUCAGAGAAAUUGGGUUCAUCGUCUACUCCAUUGGGAAACCUUUAGAUGGAUGGCUCAAGGAUAUGCCUGCUGUGGCAUAAGCCCCCUGGAAUAAGCACUGAACAUGAGAGCAAAAUCUAUUUAUAUUUUUCCAAUUCUUGUCUUUUCCAUUCAAGCUUAGAACUGUUGUGUCCUAGUAGCAUUGUUAAAAAUGCUUACCUUUAUAUCAUUUUUUUUUUUGUGUGAACUUCAGCAGCCUAUUUAAUGGCAUUAUGAUCAGUACUUUAUGUUAUAAAUCUUGCAUGUUUGGAUCAGGUUGACCAUUUUCUUAUU